Messenger RNA from Macrosteles quadrilineatus (aster leafhopper), 4330 nucleotides. RefSeq names its product drebrin-like protein. The transcript has 12 exons. Gene Ontology annotation, cellular component: lamellipodium; plasma membrane; postsynaptic density. Gene Ontology annotation, molecular function: actin filament binding. The record is from RefSeq and is a predicted model, not a curated record. The coding region runs from base 177 to 1622 and encodes 481 amino acids. Gene Ontology annotation, biological process: postsynaptic actin cytoskeleton organization; positive regulation of dendritic spine morphogenesis; regulation of actin filament polymerization. NCBI's taxonomy places the organism in Eukaryota, Metazoa, Arthropoda, Insecta, Hemiptera, Cicadellidae.
GCCGUUCGGUCGUUCAGCCGCUUCCCUGCUUAACUACUAUUAAGGUUAAUUGACCUCAAGUGUUUUAUGCAUGACUUAUCUCACUAACUGUGAAUAUUACGGUUUAAUUGUUUUUCCGGUGUUAACAAGAAAUUUUACUUGUUCGAUUAAAAGAUUGAUCAAAUAAAUGUAAAUCAAUGGCGCUGGGUAUAGAAAAAUAUAAAGACGCCCUCAUAGCCGCUUGGAAGGAUGUUUUGGAUGACAAAACCAACACCAACUGGGCUCUCUUCAGCUAUGAAGGACAAACAAAUGAUUUAAAGGUUGUGGGUAAGGGAGAUGGAGGUAUUGAAGAGAUGCGUGAAGAUCUCAACAGUGGGAAAAUUAUGUAUGCCUUCUGUAAGGUUUUAGACCCGAAAACCAGUUUGAACAAAUUUGUUCUUGUUAAUUGGCAAGGCGAGGGCGCACCUCACCCUCGCAAAGCCACAAGUGCCAACCACAUCAGAGACGUCACCAAUCUUCUGAAAGGCACUCACGUCACCAUAAACGCCCGCAAUGAAGAAGAAGUUGACAACGAUAUUGUUAUUGAGAAGUUAUCCAAAGCUACUGCUUCUGCUUACAGUUUCAAAGACCGCGGUGAAACCGUCAAAGAUUCAGCACCAGUGGGGACAACAUACAAGAGAGUUAUCCCUCAGCAAGAAAUAAAUUCUAAUGAAAGAGACAAGUUUUGGCAAAAAGAAGAAGAAGAGGAAAAGAAAAGACAAGAAGCCGAGCGGAAACGUCGAGAAGAAGAAAAAAGGAAGUUAGAGAACGAAAUUAAACAGCGUGAAAUUGAGGAAGCAGUGCAAAGAGAAGCGAAGAUUAAGGAGAGAAGCAAAAGCAUCUCUGUUUUGAGAGAGGUGGAGAGGAACGAACUGAUGAGGGUGCAAGCGGCCAACAUAGUGGAGAAAGAGGACACUCUAGAGGAUAGAGAACAAGAAGAGAUCGAGAGGAGGGGACGAAGUGAGAUCCUGAAAAGGGAAAGGAGUCAGGAGGCCCAAGCUUUGAUAUCCAAGAGGACCAUCAAUGCUAGAGCAGUUUUUGAACAAAACACAUCAGCUGGUCAAAUGAUACAAAGAAGAGCUUCCUAUCAACCUUCUUCCAACUCUUCAGUAGUCUCCCCAGUCAAGGAGAAGGUGAGAUGGCCGCCUACAGACCACCCAGAGCCCGAGCCUAGCAGUCCUCCCCAGCCCGAGCCACCCAGUGUCUUGAACACUGAAAAGCAACCAGAAACUACAGAAGAUAUUGUAACAUCACAACAAAACGUUCUGGUUGAACAAAAGAAUGGUGUUAUUCAAGACAGCAAUGGUACUUUAAACGGUAAUGAAGUGCUUUCAUCUCAUACAGCUGAUGCAUUGGAAAGAGCCCAACCUUAUUUGGACGAUGCUUACUUGAACAAUGGAGCAAGUUUAGAAGACUAUGAAGACGAAGGACUGAGAGCUCAAGCCUUGUAUGACUAUCAAGCAGCCGAUGAGACAGAGAUUUCGUUUGAUCCUGGAGAUAUAAUCACCAGGAUAGACCAGAUAGACGCAGGCUGGUGGCAAGGUAUGGCCCCUGACGGCAGCUACGGCCUGUUCCCCGCCAACUACGUGCAACUCCUAGACUGAAGCCAGUUUUUAAACUGAAGAUAUUUUACUUCUGGUGGAUCCAGUCUGGUUCUUCCUUCACUGCAACCCUCUGUACAUCAACUUUGUGUGGUUUUCAAUGAUGCUGCCUAGCCUAAUUAAUGUGUACAGUAGAACCUUGAAAUCAAAGGUAAUUGGGUGGACAGGUACCUCAGAUAACGUCAGUCUCAUAUUUGUUUUUAAGCAUCCCUUUGAUUACAUAUGCUCAAUUUGUAAUUACCAGUAUAUCUCUUUCUGAGAAUAAAUCUUCAGGGUGCUGAGCAGCUCUGAGCUUGGAGACAAAUUUGAAGAACUAAUCUUAAGAGUCGGCAGGAGUCAAUCAUUUUGCAUUGUUGUUAAACUUCAGAUGCCAGGCUAAACGGUGGUUGUCCUAGCACCGAUCAGCAAAAACAUGUGUUUACGUUGAAGCAUAUUAAUCAUGCACCGUAAGCUUGAUUACCGAGCAGAAAAUUAUAUGUGAUUCUUAAAUAUAUUUUAUGUGUGAAUUGCUUUUUGGAUUUUUAUAACUUUUGUUUUAGAGGUUGAAAAAUCCCAGUUUAAGUCAAUAUAUUUAUGUAGUUUGACAAAAUUAUAACAAUUAAAAUUCCAAAGUGGGUAGCAAAUCACAUUUGCGGUUUCAAUAGCUGUUAAAUGAGAUAUUUUUCAACUUUUUAUGUUAAUAAACAAUGCCGUAAUAUGCUUCAACCAUUAACAUUGCCGUUAUGGGCAGAAAAUCCAAGAUGGCCAGCGUCCUGCUGACUCUUAAGUUCAAUUUUUACAGCUUCUAAAUCCUCAUCACUGUUCCAAACUUUUAAUAUUUUCUUUCCGAUCAGUCAUCAGUUCCCAAAUCUUAGAGCUACCUGGUUGUCAAUAAAAUGAUAUGCUUCUUGCUCCGAGAUUGAAAUCCACCUAAAAGGUACUGCAAUUUGGGUAAUUUAGCUUCAUUAAUAGGUUAUCAGCAAACACUGUCUUGAGAGGUAUAGGGAAUACUUUAAGCUGGUCUCCAAGAUAUUCCUCAAACUUAGAAACUGUCGACAGUCGGGAUCAAAGUCAAUCAUUGGAUGAAACUUUGUAUACAUUUCCCUAAUGGUUGUAUUGACGAAGAAUGAAGAUUUUGUAUAUCAAGAAUAUUAUUACAACUGACAAAAAACUUGUUUGCACAUUUUGAGAUUGUGCUGAAAUUGUUUUCCUUUUUGUACUCAUGGUCAGGGACUUACAGUAAAUGCUUAAAAUCGUGAACAAAUUUUAUGAAAUGAAAUUAAUAAUAUUAUAAUAUGUAAAACAAUGAUGUACUUAAAUAUCAAAAAUGUGUGAUAAUUUGUGUACUUUUGAAUUUAUAGACUGUAACAAAUGUAGUAGUUUUUGUUUUGUUUUUAUAUUAACGUUGUCUUUAAGUAUUUAUUAUAUUAAGCUAUGUUCAAUGUAUUUAACCCUAUUUUUGUGUUGCUUUCAUUUGUGGUGCUUUAAUUUGAAUAUAUUUUUAUAGAUUGUUUACAUUUAAUUUUAAACUGUACAUACCUAUUUUAGUUAAAUUAAUUUUUGUACAUAUUUAUUAUAUAAGUUCAUUUAAAGAUGUAGUUAAUAUUUAAAACAAAAUUGAUUUCUUGAUUUUACAAGACAUUGACAUCACUAAAUACUAUGUUAUACAUUAUGUAUCUUACAGUUGUUUGGUUAAGUAUUAACAGACUAAUUAAGAACCAAUAGUUGGUUUCUUUUAUACAUUGAGGGUAUUUAUAGUCGGGACCACAUAAGUUUGCAGUUGGUGGCAGCCAAUCACAAGACAAGGCUAGUGCGAUGUUGCCAAAUCGCCUGUUGACAACACUAAUUAAAAUAUACCAAGCAAUAUUUUCAAAUCAGCUGGUAUUAUUAGAUUUGGCAACACCGCACGGUUCUUAUUGGUUCAUUCAAAACCAUAUGGUAAAUAGGGUCCUCCCUCAACUGCAAACUUACAUGGUCCCGAUUUUAAGUGUAAAUUUAAGUUUAUUUUAAUACCGGUACUGAUUGUUAUUCUGUACUAAUAACUAUUGGCUUUAAAAAAUGUGUUGUUAUAGUUUGAAUGGUUUAGUGAAGGGCUGUGUAGUGUGUACACCCUAUAGCUUGGUCAAUUAAUAAUGAUUGUAAUUUGUAUGUUCAAUGGCAGAGAAAGACAAAGAACAAUAUUUAUGUAGAAUAACUUUCACAAUCUAUGAAGUCUGUUAAACUAUUAAAAAAAUUGCCUUUUACAUUUUGCAUAUCCUGUUAGAAAUUCAAGUGUAUAAUUAAAAGUACAGAUUUUUUCCCCUUUGCAAGCUUAGUUACUGUUUCAAUUACUUCAGAAUAUACACAGCCAAAUAUUGAAACUAAUUUUAUUCUCAAACGAGUGCCAAGAUUUAAUACAUAAUACGUAGCACGUUUACAAUGGAACUCAGAUCUUGCAUAUUGAUAAGGUAAAGCUAGUAUCAAGUUAUAAAAACAAAACCAUACUUUCAGUAAUUCCCCAUGAACUAUUUACUUGUUAUCACCAUGUGUACUUGUUUGAAGUAUAGUUUUGAAAACUAGAAUAAUGAUUUGAUUGUAUUUCCGAGCAAUGGAAAAUAACUAAUUGAACAAGUUAAAUAUUAAAUACUUGUGCUGGAAAUGUUGAUCAGUUAGGACAUAUCUCACUUAUACUUGGUUAGCUCAAGUUCAUCUUGAGAUGGGUACUAAAUUAAAACCUAUCUGUUCUUCCUAUA